This is a messenger RNA of Thrips palmi, 1377 nucleotides long. RefSeq names its product putative E3 ubiquitin-protein ligase UBR7. Gene Ontology annotation, cellular component: cytoplasm. The record is from RefSeq and is a predicted model, not a curated record. NCBI's taxonomy places the organism in Eukaryota, Metazoa, Arthropoda, Insecta, Thysanoptera, Thripidae. The transcript is spliced from 9 exons. Gene Ontology annotation, molecular function: ubiquitin protein ligase activity; zinc ion binding. The coding region runs from base 118 to 1356 and encodes 412 amino acids.
UCUCUGCGCGGGAAUUCGGCGGGACAAAACAAUUCGAUCACUUCUGUCGAAAACUGUCAAGGAAACCAGGCGUAAGGGCGGUUUGGCCAAGUUCAAUUGGCGACAAAUUUCGGCACAAUGGCGGAGAAAUCUACAAGUGAAGAAACUCUGCGGAACGGGGCGGAUGCGGAGGACGACGAAAGCAAUGCCAUCACCAUGGUUGAUGUGCUCAAGGAGGAAAAUGAGCUGGAGGAAGACGCGAACGCUGUGCUCGGAGGCUCCGACCCCCAGAACUGCACCUACCCUCAGGGAUAUGUGAGACGUCAAGCGCUCUAUGCCUGCACUACCUGCAUUCCAGCCAAUUCCGAGCAAAAGCAGGGUGGCGUUUGUCUGGCCUGCAGUUAUUCGUGCCAUGAGGGUCAUGACCUUGUCGAAUUGUACACCAAGCGGAACUUCCGUUGUGAUUGUGGUAACUCUUUGUUCGGAGGAAACAAGUGUCAAUUGGAGCCGGUGAAGGAUAUAAAUGAAAAUAACAAGUACAAUCAGAACUUCAAUGGUGUUUACUGUACCUGCCACAGACCUUAUCCUGACUCUGAGGAUCCAGUUGAUGAUGAAAUGAUUCAGUGCAUAAUAUGUGAAGAUUGGUAUCAUGGCCGACACCUUGGAACCCAAAAGUUCAUUCCAAGUGAUUAUGGUGAGAUGAUCUGUGGAUCCUGCAUGAGCCAACAUUCAUUCCUGUGGAACUACGCUGGGUUGUGUUUAACCAAAGCUACUGAAGGGACUGCCGAAACAGAGGUGAAUGUAGAAAUGACCCCUCAGAAAAUAGCUGCUUCGGAAAGUUCUGAAACUACCUCCACUGCAUGUGCUCCUACCACCUCUGCAGGAGCACCUAACACUUCAUCUCCUCUAAAGAACAAUGGAGAAACUCCUUCCACCCAAAGCAAUGGGGUAGAAUGCACUUUGUCAACAUUCAAGCCAGUGGAACAGCAUAAGGGUGCGACAUUCUGGCCUGAAGGGUGGCGCAAACAACUAUGCACAUGCCAGAAGUGUCUGGAAAAAUAUGAAGCUGAGGCGGUGCCGUAUCUUACUGAUUUGCAAGACACCGUUCAGUUUUAUGAAGAACAGGGAAAGGCCAAGAGUGCAAAUGGUCAAGGAAACUCACAAUAUGACCAUGCUAUGCGUGCUCUUUCCCAACUUGAUCGUACUGCUCAAAUUGAGGCUCUGCAUGGUUAUAAUGACAUGAAAGAACGAUUGAAAGAGUAUCUGCAGAAGUUUGCUGAAAACAAAAAGGUUGUGAGAGAAGAAGACAUCCGAGAAUUCUUCAGCCAAAUGCCACGCAAACGUGCUCAUGUUGAAUUGCCUUCUAACUGCCGUUAAUAAAUCCAAAAUUUUGGAUAA